CAAUAUCAACAACAACUUAAAACGCUCCAACAAAGCCAAAGUCGGCCUAUUCAUACAAAAGUCCAAUCGCAACCAACACCCGAUACCCCUUCGUUAGACGAUUUGGAUGACAUUGACGUUGUACCCGAAACCCAACCACAAAGUUCUAAGAAAACAUCUAAAAAAAGCUUUCAAAGAGUCCGGAACAAGAUAAUUUAACCACCGGUAGAGGUCAAACUUGGACAUCGAUCGAAUAGAUGGCGUUGGCAAGGGCAUGGACCAAUACGUCUACGUGUCCGAUCGUAGGUAAUAAUCAAAAGUCUGAUAGUUUUUGGAAGGAGGUUUGCAACAAAUUUCAUGCUUUGAUGCAAAAAGAACCGUACCGAAGAGUGAACUCAAUAGGCUCAAAGUAUCGAGAGAUGAAUAAGAAGAUAUCGGCGUUUUGUGGUUAUUACAACAAUGCUCAUUCGAAUCGGCCAAGUGGGGCAAGUGAUGAAACGGUUUUUGCCAAAGCUAUGUCAAAAUACCAUACGAAAGAAGGUAGUGCAUUCACAUACGUAGGGGCUUGGGAUAUCUUUAAAAAUUGUCCCAAGUGGGCGCCGGUUCCUAACGAGGUGGUAAGGGCAAAAAGGUCUAAAACAUUUGAGUCGAUGGAGCAUAGUGCCGGUGAUUCGGAUGUGCGUUGCCAUAUUAAUAUUAAUGACGAACCCAAGUUUGAUGAUGAAGUGACAGAGAUUCUGGAAUUGAAGCGCCCAAACGGUAGAGACAAAGCAAAAAAGGAAGCGGCGGCCAAAAAGAAAGAGGUGUUGACAAAAAAUGAAUCUCCGAGUGAAACGAAGGUGGAUAAGUUGAUGAGCAAGAUCACCGAAUUUAACGAAAUACUAGCGGCGAGACUUAAGUUGAAAGAAAAAGAAAUGCAAGAAGCGGCCGAUCGUGAAGACUUUAAGCUAAUGGCGACAAACAUCGACUCGCUCCCAGAAAAAGAUAAAGAAGUGUUGCAAAAAAUGAAGGCGAAAAUUGCUCAAAAUGGGGUCUUUAAAUUAUGGCGUUAUCAUUUUUUAUAUUUUCUAGUUUACGUCUUUAAUUUAUGUCUCCAUCAUUUUUAUAUUUUCUAG
Molecule: messenger RNA, 1094 nt
Organism: Helianthus annuus (common sunflower)
Lineage: Eukaryota; Viridiplantae; Streptophyta; Magnoliopsida; Asterales; Asteraceae
Product: glutathione S-transferase T3-like
Exons: 2
Coding region: 237-1094 (285 amino acids)
Source: RefSeq, a predicted model, not a curated record